CGCGGCGGUGACAGGCCCUCGGCCCCGCCCACACCGCGGCGCCACACCUCCAACCCGCCUCCAGCCUUGCCUCCCCUGGCCCUUGGCCCCGCCCACACCGCCUCGCCCCGCCCCAAGCCGCGCUGUGCUCCAGGGGCGGGGGCCCACGGCGGCCACUCACUGAGCCCCACGGGCCGCAGCGGCAGUGACGUAGGGUUGGCGCACGGAUCCGUUGCGGCUGCAGCUCUGCAGUCGGGCCGUUCCUUCGCCGCCGCCGGGGGUGGCGGUGUAGCUGCGCAGCGUCGCGCGCGCUACCGCACCCAGGUUCGGCCCGCAGGCGUCUGGCAGCCCAGCGCCAUCUUCAUCGAGCGCCAUGGCCGCAGCCUGCGGGCCGGGAGCGGCCGGGUACUGCUUGCUCCUCGGCUUGCAUUUGUUUCUGCUGACCGCGGACCCUGCCCUGGGCUGGAACGACCCUGACAGAAUGUUGCUGCGGGAUGUAAAAGCUCUUACCCUCCACUAUGACCGCUAUACCACCUCCCGCAGGCUGGAUCCCAUCCCACAGUUGAAAUGUGUUGGAGGCACAGCUGGUUGUGAUUCUUAUACCCCAAAAGUCAUACAGUGUCAGAACAAAGGCUGGGAUGGGUAUGAUGUACAGUGGGAAUGUAAGACGGACUUAGAUAUUGCAUACAAAUUUGGAAAAACUGUGGUGAGCUGUGAAGGCUAUGAGUCCUCUGAAGACCAGUAUGUACUAAGAGGUUCUUGUGGCUUGGAGUACAAUUUAGAUUAUACGGAACUUGGCCUGCAGAAACUGAAGGAGUCUGGAAAGCAGCACGGCUUUGCCUCUUUCUCUGAUUAUUAUUAUAAGUGGUCCUCUGCGGAUUCCUGUAACAUGAGUGGAUUGAUUACCAUCGUGGUACUCCUUGGGAUUGCCUUUGUAGUCUAUAAGCUGUUCCUGAGUGACGGGCAGUAUUCUUCUCCUCCACCGUACUCUGAGUAUCCUCCAUUUUCCCACCGUUACCAGAGAUUCACCAACUCAGCAGGACCUCCUCCCCCAGGCUUUAAGUCUGAGUUCACAGGACCGCAGAAUACUGGCCAUGGUGCAACUUCUGGUUUUGGCAGUGCUUUUACAGGACAACAAGGAUAUGAAAAUUCAGGACCAGGGUUCUGGACAGGCUUGGGAACUGGUGGAAUACUAGGAUAUUUGUUUGGCAGCAAUAGAGCGGCAACACCCUUCUCAGACUCGUGGUACUACCUGUCCUAUCCUCCCUCCUACCCUGGCACGUGGAAUAGGGCUUACUCACCCCUUCGUGGAGGCUCGGGCAGCUAUUCGGUAUGUUCAAACUCAGACACGAAAACCAGAACUGCAUCAGGAUAUGGUGGUACCAGGAGACGAUAAAAUAGAAAGUUGCAGUCAAACACUGGAUGCAGAAAUUUUGGAUUUUUCAUCACUUUCUCUUUAGAAAAAGUACUACGUGUUAACAAUUGGGAAAAGGGGAUAUUCAAAAGUUCUGUGGUGUUAUGUCCAUUGUAGCUUUUUGUAUUCUAUUAUUUGAGGCUAAAAGUUGAUGUGUGACAAAAUACUUAUGUGUUGUAUGUCAGUGUAACAUGCAGAUGUAUAUUGCAGUUUCUGAAAGUGAUCAUUACUGUGGAAUGCUAAGAAUACAUUAAUUUCUAAAACCUGUAAUGCCCUAAGAAGCAUUAAGAAUGAAGGUGUUGUACUAAUAGAAACUAAGUACAGAAAAUUUCAGUUUUAGGUGGUUGUAGCUGAUGAGUUAUUACCUCAUAGAGACUAUAAUAUUCUAUUUGGUAUUAUAUUAUUUGCUGUUUGCUGUUCUUCAAACAUUUAAAUCAAGCUUUGGACUAAUUAUGCUAAUUUGUGAGUUCUGAUCACUUUUGAGCUCUGAAGCUUUGAAUCAUUCAGUGGUGGUGAUGGCCUUCUGGUAAGUGAAUAUUACUUUCUGUAGGAAAAGGUAGAAAACAAGCAUCUAGAAGGUAGUUGCGAAUGACUCUGUGCUGGCAAAAAUGCCUGAAACCUCUAUAUUUCUUCAGUUCAUAAGAGGUAAAGGUCAAAUUUUUCAACAAAAGUCUUUUAAUAACAAAAGCAUGCAGUUCUUUGUGAAAUCUCAAAUAUUGUUGUAAUAGUCUGUUUCAAUCUUAAAAAGAAUCAAUAAAAACAAACAAGGGG
Gorilla gorilla gorilla (western lowland gorilla) is the source of this 2164-nucleotide messenger RNA. RefSeq names its product store-operated calcium entry associated regulatory factor (gene SARAF). The transcript is spliced from 6 exons. The record is from RefSeq and is a predicted model, not a curated record. Lineage: Eukaryota; Metazoa; Chordata; Mammalia; Primates; Hominidae. Gene Ontology annotation, cellular component: endoplasmic reticulum membrane. Gene Ontology annotation, biological process: regulation of store-operated calcium entry. Bases 353 to 1375 code for a protein of 340 amino acids.